CUCUCUCUCUCUCAUCAUGGCUCCCUCCGUCUCCCACGCGCACUCGGACCCGUCUCCUCCCGGGGGGUUCUGGGGUCCCCCCACCUCCACGCUGGACUGGUGCGAGGAGAACUACUUCGUGUCCGUCUUUGUGGCCGAAUUCUGGAACACCGUGAGCAACCUCCUCAUGAUCCUACCUCCCAUUUAUGGUGCCAUAAGGACUUCGAGGGACGGCCUUGAAACCCGCUACGUAUUUGCGUUUCUGGGACUUGCAGCUGUGGGCGUGGGGUCCUGGUCUUUCCACAUGACUCUGCAAUACGAGAUGCAGUUACUGGAUGAGUUGCCCAUGAUCUACAGCUGCUGUAUCUUCGUCUACUGCCUACUCGAAUGUUUCAAGCGCGAGAACUCCAUCAAUUAUAUUAUGAUCACGAUUUUGCUGGGAUUCAGCGUCGCGGUCACAGUCGUGUACUUGCUAUGGACGGAGCCAGUGUUUCAUCAGGUCAUGUAUGGGGUCCUGGUGUUCUGCUUAGUCCUGCGGUCCAUGUACGUGGUCACGUGGGUUUACCCCUGGCUCAGGCCGCUGUGCUACACCUCUUUAGGUGUGUUCCUGCUGGGCUUCAUCCUGUGGAACGUCGACAACCUUCUCUGUGACACGCUGAGAGCUGCUCGACUGAGGCUGCCCCCGGUGAUUGGCGCCGUGACGCAGUUCCACGCCUGGUGGCACAUAUUCACUGGCUUUGGGUCCCACCUUCACAUCCUGCUGAGCCUCCAGACCCGAGCUACCUACCUCAAACGAAGGCCAAGAGUCAAGUUUAUAUGUGGUGUAUGGCCGAUGCUUCACGCGGAGCCCCGGAGGAGGAGCUGAGCACCGGGGACGACGUGCACCGUGCUCUCCAGCCACUGGACAGAGGGAAGAGGCUCCUUUCCCAGCAAUCCAGGAGUCUCAAUCCAGCAAUCUCCUCCAGACCUCCACAGCACAGACGUGCCAAGUGCGGAAGUGCCGUCACCGAGCAACAGUGGACUUCACCCUCAGGGUCGUUCCGUUAAACUGGUCCCAUUUCGCUUUUCCCUGCAGUUCGCACUAUGUCAAGGGCUUUGCGGAAGGUUUGGUUAGCAGUUUGCAGGGGGAAGGAAAUUAGGAUGUUUUUCGUAAAGGGUUAGCGUUUUCAUUGAAUGAGUCUGUGUUUUUAUGUGCAUUAAUAUAUUUUAUUUCAAGUGGUUUUAACUGAUUAGUUUUUAAAAUUCCUGCCUUAUUUGCCUUCUGACCGGGUAUUUCUUUUGAAUUCCCACUUGGUUUGGUUUCUGAAUAAGUCAAUGGGUGUCGGUCUCUUAGCACCUUCUUUUCCAUUGUGUGAACUGAAUACUGUUUUUGGUUAGAUAGAUUUUUUUGUAAUUCCUGCCGUGUUUACAAACACAGUUUUUGGCCACACUUCUAAAUAGGAGAUGCAUUUUUAUGUGGAAUUUCCACUACUGUGUGUGGCAACAGGGGGGCUAAAAUUUACAGGCGGAUGUGACAAAAUAAUUUUCUGUUCAGUUGAGGCAUCUUCCAGGAGUAAAAUUAUAUGUAUCCUGGUACUUGGCCCUGAGGAACCCCUGCAGGACUGAAUGCAAGUGAAUGAAAACUGCAAAUGAUCAAAUGUGGGUUAUAGCUACAACUGCCUGAGACAAUUGUCUUUAGAAUUAAGUCUUCUGAGACUCUGUUAGUUCUGAUCAAUGAAUUAAAAAUGAAGAUUAGAGAUAAAGUUUAAUAGUACACCAUUGCUGAUGGAACGGCGGUGCUCUACAGAGGAAUUGCUAAUGUAGGUUUCUAUGGAAUUAAGCUAAUU
Messenger RNA from Scleropages formosus (Asian bonytongue), 1805 nucleotides. RefSeq names its product alkaline ceramidase 3-like. Bases 17 to 844 code for a protein of 275 amino acids. The record is from RefSeq and is a predicted model, not a curated record. The transcript has 11 exons. Gene Ontology annotation, molecular function: N-acylsphingosine amidohydrolase activity. NCBI's taxonomy places the organism in Eukaryota, Metazoa, Chordata, Actinopteri, Osteoglossiformes, Osteoglossidae. Gene Ontology annotation, cellular component: endoplasmic reticulum membrane. Gene Ontology annotation, biological process: ceramide metabolic process; phytosphingosine biosynthetic process.